AUAAUGUGUUGUAAUUACACGUUAUAUAUCAUAGCAGAUAGUUAUAACUUUUUUUAAUAUUAACCAAUAGAUGCUCGAAAGUCCUGAUAAGUCACGUGGAAUGAAAUUUAUAUUUUAUCGGAUAUUUAUUUCUACAAGCUUCUGCUAUCCUAUUUGUUAUAAUUUUAAGCGAUGGCCGAAAUUCAAAUGCAAACCGACGUUCCUACGCCUCAAGACGGUUUAGAGCAAACAAAUAAGAAAUGUCCUGAUCGUUGGUCCCAUCUUUACAAAAUUUUAGAUAGACGUGGUCCCUUUGCUGAUCCAAGUUUUACUCCUGGUCACGGCGAAGAAAUUUUACUCAAUACUUGUAAAGUUCUUGUCAUUGGAGCUGGCGGAUUAGGAUGUGAAAUACUCAAAAAUUUGGCACUUUCUGGUUUUAAAAACAUCGAAGUGAUAGAUAUGGACACUAUUGAUCUUUCAAAUUUAAAUAGACAAUUUCUUUUUAGACCCUCAGACGUUGGUAAACCAAAAGCAAAAGUAGCUGCAGAAUUUAUCAUGAAACGUGCUACUGAUGUAAAAGUUACCUAUUAUCAUGGAAAGAUUCAAGAUAAAGACGAUGAUUACUAUCUUGGAUAUCAACUUAUUAUCUGUGGCUUAGAUUCCGUUGACGCGCGUAGGUGGAUAAAUGCUACUCUCGUGAAUCUUGUCGAUGGUGAACCGGAACGAAUUAGAGUAUUGGUUGACGGAGGAACUGAAGGUUUUAAGGGUCAAGCUAGAGUCAUCAUUCCUACUAUAACAUCAUGUUAUGAGUGUUCUCUUGACAUGUUAAGUAAACAAAGGACUUUCCCUAUUUGUACUAUUGCUAAUACACCAAGAUUGCCUGAACAUUGUAUUGAGUGGGCAUCUGUCAUACAAUGGCCAAAAGAACGAUCAGAUAUUAAAAUGGACACGGAUGAACCAACGCAUAUACAAUGGUUAUACGAGACAGCAUUGAAAAGAGCGAAAGAAUUUAACAUUACAGGUGUUACUUACUCGCUCACUCAGGGUGUUGUAAAAAAUAUCAUUCCAGCAAUCGCUUCUACAAAUGCUAUAAUUGCAGCCUCAUGCUGUAACGAAGCAUUCAAACUUAUCACCAACGCUCAGCCAUAUCUUAACAAUUACAUGAUGUACACUGGCAAUGAAGGAUUAUACACUUAUACGUUUGAGCAUCAAAAGAAACCAGAUUGUCCCGUAUGUGGUAAUGAACGUGUCUCAAUGGAGGUUAGCAAGGAAAUAACUGUUGAAGAUUUUAUCGAAUAUCUACAGGAGAAACAAGAUAUUCAACUUAAAAAACCAAGUUUAUCGCACGCCAAUACCAAUGAAAAAAUUUAUUGGCAAUCACCGCCUUUCUUUGAACAAAAGACUAGACCGAAUCUGGAAAAGAAGUUAAUAGAAAUGGUGAAGCAGGACGACGAAAUAACUGUAACUGACACUACUUUGCCAAUUUCGUUACAAAUCGUUAUUUCCUACAUCUAAAAAAUAGUUUAUUAAUAUAAAUCGAUGCCUUAACAUAUAAUAUGUACUUUAUGUUUUUAUUUGAUUAUUAGUUUUUAUUAAAUGUAAGGAAUGAAUGGUUAUCAUAUUACAAUAAUUUUAUAUACAGUAUAUACUUAUUUACAAGGUCUGUCAUAAUUAUUAUCUUGCAGCACGAAUAUUUUACGAGUCGCAAAAUUCAAUAUCAAAUGAUACAGCCCUAUAUGCAUUUGCUUGUUACCUCAUGCAGUUUAAUUCUUUUGGUUAUUCGAUAGUCAGUCAAUAUGAACUUGUCCUAAUUUUAAUGUCUUAUAUUUAUAUUGUAUCAUAAUAUCAUAAAUUUAAUUUGCUCUUAAAAGGUUUAUAAUAUAAAUUUACUUCUUUAAUUGAAGUAAUAAUAUUUAGGUAUUUAAAUCCAAGUUAUUCAUUAGUUAUUCAUUGG
This is a messenger RNA of Rhizophagus irregularis DAOM 181602=DAOM 197198, 1933 nucleotides long. RefSeq lists its product as uncharacterized. The record is from RefSeq and is a predicted model, not a curated record. Gene Ontology annotation, molecular function: NEDD8 activating enzyme activity. Gene Ontology annotation, biological process: protein neddylation. Lineage: Eukaryota; Fungi; Glomeromycota; Glomeromycetes; Glomerales; Glomeraceae. Gene Ontology annotation, cellular component: nucleus; cytoplasm.